Messenger RNA from Prorocentrum cordatum, 1213 nucleotides. The record is from the annotation of a GenBank genome assembly. NCBI's taxonomy places the organism in Eukaryota, Dinophyceae, Prorocentrales, Prorocentraceae.
CGAUUUCGUCCACGCAGCGGCGGAGCAUGCGAGCGCCUGCGCUUUUGGAGGCCUCUUAGGCCGUCGCUGAGCACCCUUGGGGCCAUCAAGGCCCGUGUGCGAGUCCUCUAGGGCCAUCUUGGAGCCAUCAGGGGCCGCAUCGGUCAGGGGCCGCAACGCGCCGUCUGGGAUCCCUGGAGGCCGUGGCUGCGUGGACGAUUUCGUCCACGCAGCGACGGAGCAUGCGAGAUCCCGGAGGCAUAUUGGGCCAUCUCUGAGGCCCCUUGGGGCCAUCAAGGUGGAGCUACCUCCGUCCGCGACGCCCGCCUAGGACGACAAGGGCAAAGGUGGCGACUGCGACCGCGACCCCAACGUCAUCCUGAAAGCCUGUCGGCAGCAUCUCCGCCAAGACCCCGCCAGCCUCGCCGACGAGCUUUCGUGGCCGGUAGUCUAAGGGUUCGCCCUAUCAGCUACAGCGCUGGGAUCAGCGCGUGCGAGAAAUGCGAGCAGUGGCAGCGGGCGCUGGCGCUGUUGAGCGAGAUGCGGGAGGUGAAGCUGGAUCCCAACGUCAUUAGCUACAGCGCUGGGAUCAACGCGUGCGAGAAGGGUGGACAAUGGCAACAGGCGCUGUGCAUGCUCAGAACCAUGCGUUUGAGAAAGUUGGACGUUGACUUCAUGUUCUACGGACUUACAGCCAGCAUGUGCGAGCAAGGCGGGCAAUGGAGCCAAGUGCUGUCUUUAUCUAGGGAGGUGCGUGACCUAGUUACAGGGGAAUGAUACAAGACAUGCCGUGUUCGAUACAUUUGUUUUGUGCAGCUGCAUCGCUGGGACCGGCGCGUGGGAGAUGAGCGAGCAAUGGUUGAUGGCUUUGGCGCUGCUCAGCGAGGUGCGGGAGGCGAAGCUGGAGCCCGAACCCUAGUCAGCUACAAUGCUGGGAUCCGCGCGUGCGAGAAGGGCGAGCAGUGGCAGCGGGCGCUGGCGCUGCUGGCCGAGAUGUGGGAGGCGACGUUGGAGCGCAACGUCAUCAGCUACAGCGCUGGGAUCACUGCGUGCGAGAAGGGCGAGCAGUGGCAGCGGGCCCUGGCGCUGCUGAGCGAGAUGCGGGAGGCCAUGUUUGAGGCCCAACGUCAUCAGCUGCAGCACUGGAAUCAGCGCGUGCGAGAAGGGUAAACACUGGGAGCCCGACGGCAUCAGCCACCCUGGAAACGGAAACACUUGGGGGAUUUCGCAGGAG